UUCUUAGAGUACCCGACAUCUUCUUUGCAGACCUUGAUUGCUCGUUUCAAGGAAUCUUGUUUCACAUGCACUCUUCCAAAGGAAGAACUCAAUGGUCAUCUCAAGGAACAUAUCAAGAGGAACUUUUCCUAGUGGAUGUAUGGGUUCAGUAACCGAUUAUUCUCUGAACAUGCUACCCUAGCUGAAAGGCUUAACAAUCCACCUACUGAAAUCCCUGCUCAUAUUUGGAGGGAUAUGGUUAACAAGUGGAGAGAACCCGAUCCAAUAGAGACAUUUAAGAAGUUUCAUGUAAAGAAUGGAAAUGGUGAAUUCACCACCCCAAAAGCUCCGACCAUCCAUUUAUUAAAAACUUUGUUUGUAAGCUAAAUUGAAUAAUAAGGAAGCUGAGAGGUUGAGUCAAGGGGAA
Molecule: messenger RNA, 406 nt
Organism: Linum tenue
Lineage: Eukaryota; Viridiplantae; Streptophyta; Magnoliopsida; Malpighiales; Linaceae
Source: the annotation of a GenBank genome assembly